Messenger RNA from Diplodia corticola, 546 nucleotides. Its product is annotated as zinc knuckle domain protein. Gene Ontology annotation, molecular function: translation regulator activity; zinc ion binding; single-stranded RNA binding. The record is from RefSeq and is a predicted model, not a curated record. Bases 1 to 546 code for a protein of 181 amino acids. Gene Ontology annotation, biological process: positive regulation of cytoplasmic translation. The transcript is spliced from 3 exons. Lineage: Eukaryota; Fungi; Ascomycota; Dothideomycetes; Botryosphaeriales; Botryosphaeriaceae. Gene Ontology annotation, cellular component: cytoplasm.
AUGGAUUUCUCCGCUCCCCCCGCCCGUGGCUGCUACAACUGCGGCGAUACCACCCACCAGGCCAGGGACUGCCCCACCAAGGGUAACCCCACCUGCUACAACUGCGGCGAGCAGGGCCACCUGAGCAGGGAGUGCCCCCAGCCUCAGGCUGAGAAGCCUUGCUACCGCUGCGGCAAGGUCGGCCACCUUUCCCGCGAGUGCCCCGAGGGUGGUGCUCCCGGCAUGGGUGCUGGCCAGGAGUGCUACAAGUGCGGCAAGGUCGGCCACAUCGCCCGUAACUGCAACACGUACGGCGCCGGCGGCGGUGGUUUCGGCGGUGGCUACGGCGGCGGCCAGGGUGGCGGCUUCGGUGGUCCUCGCGGUCAGACCUGCUACUCUUGCGGUGGCUACGGUCACAUGUCCCGUGACUGCACGCAGGGCCAGAAGUGCUACAACUGCGGCGAGGUCGGCCAUCUGUCCAGGGACUGCCCGUCCGAGACUUCCAACGAGCGCGUCUGCUACAAGUGCAAGCAGCCCGGCCACGUCCAGGCUGCCUGCCCCAACUAA